AUGCAAUCAAUUGAGGACGAACCAAUUGUCGAUGAGGCAGAACUCCAAUUAAAACGCGAUAAAUGCCUUGGAAAAUACAUGACGCUUCUGGAGAAAUUUGAUGAAUCAAUAACAUCUGAGAAACCAUUUGUGGAGAAGUGGACAGGACAUUUCGGAGCAUACGGUAUGCUUGAAUUGGAUGAAUUUGAGAAAGAACUGAUUCAAUAUGAGAAGAUUAUACGGAGAACUGAUGGAAACCCAUUGAUUUUGACAGAGUUACGCAGGCAACUUGUUGAAACUCUCGCUGAAGAGGCGGUGGAGAAGACAAAGGAACUCCAACUGAAACGUGACGACUGUCUCAAACGAUUUAUAAGUUUUAUAGAAAGACUAAAGGAAUCAAAGGCUGAGGAAUCAAUAGUGGAAAAUUAUAGAUUCAAGUUAGCCAGUUACGAUAGCCACCAAUUGGAUACUUGCAAAAAAAUACAUAUUCAAUGGGAGCCGAUUCUGGAGCAUGAAGAAAAUUGGCGUAGAGAUGAGCCAGAACGGCUCAGACAGCUUCAAGAGUAUUAUGCGAAAGCUCAUGAAGAAGCCGAAGAGAAAAGGAGAAACACUUUUCGCUACAAAACUACAGCAGUCUUCAAACGAAUCUUCAAAAAAUAA
Molecule: messenger RNA, 639 nt
Organism: Caenorhabditis remanei
Lineage: Eukaryota; Metazoa; Nematoda; Chromadorea; Rhabditida; Rhabditidae
Exons: 3
Coding region: 1-639 (212 amino acids)
Source: RefSeq, a predicted model, not a curated record